Agelaius phoeniceus (red-winged blackbird) is the source of this 2113-nucleotide messenger RNA. RefSeq names its product interleukin-9 receptor-like. Gene Ontology annotation, biological process: cytokine-mediated signaling pathway; immunoglobulin mediated immune response. Gene Ontology annotation, molecular function: protein binding; cytokine receptor activity. Lineage: Eukaryota; Metazoa; Chordata; Aves; Passeriformes; Icteridae. Gene Ontology annotation, cellular component: external side of plasma membrane. The record is from RefSeq and is a predicted model, not a curated record.
UUUGGAGCAGCCGUCUCCUUGCAGUGGCGUUGGGCUCAUUUGCUGUGCUCAGAUACUAUCUGGAAUGGGAGGAGUUGUGUGGCAUUUGGGGCUCCAGCUGUGCAUUGCUGCUGCGCUGCUCUUUGGUGGAGGAAGAGGGAGAGAGCUCUCUGGCAGCCUAAGCUGCCUGAAUAACUACAUGACUACCGUGAGCUGCAUGUGGGUAACGGAGAAGCCCAUGGGCAAUGGACCUUUCCACCUGCAUUUCACCAACCUCUGGUCAAAGGGCCACAACGCCAGCUGCAAACUGACUGCCACAGAGAGCAUGCAGAAUCAGUACCACUGCACAAUUCAUCUAGCCAGCCAGAUCUUGGAAACAGAUGGUUAUAGAGUCUCUCUCCAGGGAAACUUCUUUGGAUGUAAUCAGACAUACAUGGCCUUUCUAGAGUACAAUCCCCGCAAGCACAUAAAACUUGAUCCACCUUUGAACAUCCAGAGCAAUGCCACUGCCAGCAAGUGCCAGAUAUGGUGGAGUGUGUGGAAUGUGCCUUGGUACCUCGCUGAAAUUCUCCAAUAUGAGUUGCAGUAUAAGGAGUACAGCAUGUCCUGGGAGGUUGCAAUGAACAAGACACUGCCCAGUUCACUUCCACAAGUAGAAAUUGAAGCCACAGAGCUUCGCAGUGGCAUUGCUUAUGCUGCAAGAGUUCGCUGCAAAGUUUCUGAAAAUGAGAAUUCAUACCACAGUCAAUGGAGUGAGUGGAGCCAGACGACAGUGUUAAAAAGAGCAGAUGUCCCCAAAGUCUCGGAAAAGAUUCUAAAUAUCAAAACUAUGCAGUACUUGUUCAUUCCUCUGAGUUUUGGCACUCUACUCUAUUUAUUCUGGAACUGCAAGCUUUCCUCAAGGGCAAAAAGCCUCGCCUGCUUUAACAUUCCCACGCCAGCUGCUUUCUUUCAGCCACUCUAUAGUUUGCACAAUGGGAAUUUUAAGGACUGGGUUGGACUGAAUGAGGCUUGUAGCCAGCUUGAAAGAGAAGAGGCCAGCAACUCAAGCAAAGUGAAUGCAGAUAGAGUUUUUGAUCUAAACACCCAAGAACUGAUUUCCCAGAUCUCAUUGGAACCUACGGGAAGUACAGAUGUGGUUACUGCAGAAGAAAACUUUGCAUUUGCCUCAGGUCCAAGCCAGCAGUAUGUCCCCAUCAGGUACAUAAGAGCAGAAGAGAUAAAGAUGUGGCCAGGACUAUUGUUUGCACCAAACCAUGCUGAUGAUACUGUUGGCCCGAAAUUCUCUGAAAUAAUUAAAGACAACCUUGAGAGCCCUAGUGUUGGAAGGAAUUAUCCCUCUCACUCACAGCAUGGAAAAGGUGACUUUCUUAUGCUUCGAGAAUCUUUGGGGAUAAAAGAUGUGUUAUUCAGUGGUAGUGACUAUUGUACUUUGUGUGACAAUGAUACCACAGGAGGUUUGAUUUCCGCUGAACUACUGAAGCUUUCUAAUCACAAUAAUCAUGUUAAACAUCAGAAAGAUCAGUGACCUUCCCUGAAGAAUAUUGCCUACAAAGUUCCUUGUGCUCUCCUAUCACCUCCCAAGCAGCACAAAUGGUGACUGUGCAGACAGUUUCAAACAUGUAUCAUUUUAAAACACAUCCUCAAUUGCUGUACUUCAGAAGAAGAUUGUGACUAAGUUCCCUGUCCAGCAAAUACUACCCCUACAGGCAUUCCCUAAAUUAACCUUCUGGCUGCUGUGUCGAGACACCCUUUCCAAAAAGUGUGCUAAACUGUUGUGAGCAGUCUUUAUCUGUAAGAAAAACAGGAACAGGUAGAGGAGUUAACAUCUGAUUUGUGUGAUGCCACAGGAGGUGAUAGCAGUGAUUAGUUUUCAGUGUUUUAAGCAAAGGGCUUUUCUGAUACCUGAAAAAUAUCCCAUUUCUGGUUCUUGGUGCUUUUUAACUUACAGAAACUAUAUUCAAGGGUGCUUCUAUUACUCCGCUACAAUCUAAUGGCAAGAGAAGUACAUGAUGUUGCUGUCAUUAACAGUUACUGUUAUUUCCCCAGAAUGAGAAAAUCAGUAAAACAAUGCCACAUACCAGGAGAAUGUUGGUGAUCCCGAACUUUUAGACCCCAUAGCGCGGUUUGAUGU